This is a messenger RNA of Candida dubliniensis CD36, 1323 nucleotides long. It is a transcript of the gene MET15, whose product is annotated as bifunctional cysteine synthase/O-acetylhomoserine aminocarboxypropyltransferase. Gene Ontology annotation, biological process: transsulfuration. Gene Ontology annotation, molecular function: pyridoxal phosphate binding; transferase activity, transferring alkyl or aryl (other than methyl) groups. The record is from RefSeq and is a predicted model, not a curated record. The transcript has a single exon. Lineage: Eukaryota; Fungi; Ascomycota; Pichiomycetes; Serinales; Debaryomycetaceae. The coding region runs from base 1 to 1323 and encodes 440 amino acids.
AUGCCUUCUCAUUUUGAUACUCUUCAAUUACAUGCUGGACAACCAGUUGAAAAGCCACACCAGCCAAGAGCUCCACCAAUUUAUGCCACCACUUCCUAUGUUUUCAACGACUCCAAACAUGGUGCUCAAUUAUUUGGAUUAGAAACCCCAGGGUACAUUUAUUCAAGAAUUAUGAACCCAACAAACGAUGUGUUUGAACAAAGAAUUGCUGCUUUGGAAGGUGGUAUUGGUGCAUUGGCCACCUCCUCUGGUCAAUCGGCCCAAUUUUUGGCAAUUGCUGGGUUGGCUCAUGCUGGUGAUAACAUUAUAAGUACCUCCUAUUUGUAUGGUGGUACUUAUAAUCAAUUCAAAGUCGCCUUCAAACGUUUGGGGAUUGAAACCAAAUUUGUUAAUGGUGAUGCUGCUGAAGAUUUUGCCAAAUUGAUCGACGACAAGACAAAAGCUAUUUAUCUUGAAACCAUUGGAAACCCUAAAUAUAAUGUUCCAGAUUUUGAAAAAAUCACUAAAUUGGCUCAUGAGCACGGUAUUCCUGUUGUUGUCGACAACACUUUUGGUGCAGGUGGAUUUUUAGUUAACCCAAUUGCCCACGGUGCUGAUAUUGUUGUCCAUUCUGCUACUAAAUGGAUUGGUGGUCAUGGUACUACAAUUGCCGGUGUUAUUGUUGACUCUGGUAACUUCCCAUGGACCGAGUACCCAGAAAAAUACCCUCAAUUCUCCAAACCAUCAGAAGGUUACCACGGGUUGGUCUUGAGUGAUGCUUUGGGCAAGGCAGCAUACAUUGGUCACUUAAGAAUUGAAUUGUUGAGAGACUUGGGUCCAGCUUUGAAUCCAUUUGGAUCCUUUUUGUUGUUACAAGGUUUGGAAACUUUAUCGUUAAGAGUUGAAAGACAAUCAGAAAACGCCUUGAAAUUGGCCCAAUGGUUAGAGAAAAACCCAAAUGUCGAGUCGGUGUCUUAUUUGGGAUUGCCAUCUCACGAAUCUCACGAAUUGAGUAAGAAAUAUUUGAAUAAUGAUGCUAAAUACUUUGGUGGUGCUUUGGCAUUUACUGUCAAGGAUAUUUCCAACUCGUCCACUGACCCAUUCAAUGAAGCCUCCCCGAAGUUGGUUGACAAUUUGGAAGUUGCCUCAAACUUGGCCAAUGUGGGUGACUCCAAGACAUUGGUUAUUGCUCCAUGGUUCACUACUCAUCAGCAAUUAUCAGACGAAGAAAAGUUGGCUUCUGGUGUUACUAAGGGCUUGAUUAGAGUUUCUAUCGGUACUGAGUUUAUUGAUGAUAUUAUUAAUGACUUUGAACAAGCAUUCAAGAAAGUUUAUAACAACUAA